UUAGCUGUCAACACCCGAGCGCUUUACGUCCCUGAGUAGCGAGCAGAGCGCUCCAGGCAGCCCUUGAAACGUUUUUUCCGUACAACAUGGCGGCUCCCGUUGACUGUUAGAAAAGGAGAUUUGUUUUUUCCUUUGCCCUGAAAGGAGUGUCUUUCAGGACCACUGUUUAGAUGGGUGCUGUUUCAUGAAGCAAGUCUGGGAAGGCGGGGUGCACUUUUCUGACAAGGGAGGCGGCGAGGAAGGAUGUCUGUGGUGCGUGAGCUAUCGCCAGGAUGGUUACUGGAUCAUCUUUCUUUCAUUAACAAGAUAAGUUAUGAACUUCACCAGCAUCAUGAGCCUUGUUGCAGUAAAAAUGAGCCUACUUCUUCUGUUCACCUUGAUACUCUUCACAUGGACUCUAUGUCCUCUUUUGGAGCCUCUGCUACCUGUAUUGCUUCUACCACUAAGCCAGAAAAUGAUGAUGGAGGAAAUUGUGAAAUGUUCAUACAAAAAUAUGUUUUUCGAUCUGAACUGUUUGAUGUCACCAAACCUUAUAUAACUUCUGCUAUUCACAAAGAAUGCCAACAAAGUAAUGAAAAGGAAGAUCUAGUAAAUGAUGUUAAGAAAGAAAUCUCCAUUUCUGUUAAUGGGAAGAAGCGUAAGAGAUGUGUUGUUUUCAAUCAAGGUGAAUUGGAUGCUAUGGAAUACCAUACAAAGAUCAGGGGGCUGAUUUUGGAUGGAUCUUCACAGUUAAUCCAAGAAGGUCUCAAAAGUGGCUUUCUUCAUCCACUUUAUGAAAAAUGGGACAAGUAUAGUGAGCCCAUUACUUUACCACUUGAUACCUGCAAUUUGUCAGAAUUAUGUGAAAUGGCAAAGCAUUUGCCUUCUCUGAAUGAAAUGGAACUUCAGACGUUACAAUUGAUGGAAGAUGAUAUAUCUGUUACAGAGCAGGAUUUACUUUCACGGAUUGUUGAAAACAACUCUAGCUUUACAAAAAUGAUUACUUUAAUGGGACAGAAAUACCUGCUGCCACCAAAAAGCAGUUUUCUUUUGUCUGACAUUUCUUGCAUGUACCCGCUUCUGAGCUGUAAGAAAACAUAUGAUGUAAUUGUGAUAGAUCCACCAUGGCAGAACAAAUCAGUUAAAAGAAGUAACAGAUAUAGUUAUUUAUCACCACUGCAAAUAAAGCAGAUACCUAUCCCUAAGCUGGCUGCUCCAAACUGUCUUGUUGUUACUUGGGUGACGAAUAGACAGAAGCACCUACGUUUUGUUAAGGAAGAACUUUACCCUUCUUGGUCUGUGGAGAUAGUUGCUGAAUGGCACUGGGUAAAAAUCACCAGUUCAGGAGAGUUUGUGUUCCCAUUAGAUUCUCCACACAAAAAGCCUUACGAAGGUCUUAUACUGGGAAGAGUUCGAGAAAAAGCUGCUUUACCAUUAAGGAAUGCAGAUGUAAAAGAGCUCCCCAUUCCAGAUCACAAGUUAAUUGUCAGUGUGCCCUGUACGCUUCACUCACAUAAGCCACCUCUUGCUGAGGUUCUAAAAGACUAUAUCAAGCCAGAGGGGGAAUGUUUGGAAUUGUUUGCUCGAAAUUUACAGCCAGGUUGGACUAGUUGGGGCAAUGAAGUUCUCAAAUUUCAACAUGUGGAUUAUUUUGUUGCCCUGGAGUCUAAAAGUUGACUAUGUUCUUAAAAUUGUGUUUUUCUUCAGUUUUUCCUCACUCCUUCUCUGUUCAUUCUAAUAGAUUUUUCCUUUUAUUACCAACCAGUAUGCUUAGAGAUGUAAACAGGACUUGGUUUUUCAGCAAAAUGAUUAGAAGUGACUAGCUGUCAUAUAAUUUUGAGAUGAAUUUUACUUCAGUUGCACUAGUAUUUCACAUUAUUCUGGGCUCUACAAAUAAAGAGGUAAGCAGUUAGAACGAUGGCAAGACUUUGUUACUGAAAAAGUUCAGAAAGCAUGCACUAUGGACCUGAAAUCACAAUUCUAUAUAUGGGUGUGUUUUGUUUGGCCCAUAUGGUGUUGUAAAAAAAAUUGGAGCCAUCAUUCUAAAAAAUCAGGAAAUUUCACAUAAUAAGUCCAUAUUUCUGCCUUUCUUUAAACGUCAGAAACUCUGGCUACACUGCAGCCUGUGUUCUUUCCUGGCAUCAGUCUGUGGGACCCAGUGGUGGCAGCUUAUUUGGGAAGGGCCAUGUACUCUCCAGUUUACCACAGUAACCCUUGUCCCAUGCCACUCACUUAUAUUGUAUUCCUGACCCCUGUACAACCUGAAUUUAGAACAUCUAGUAUACUGCUACAUUCUGGAAAAUGUAUUCAAAGACCUGCUAAGUACUGCAUCAUUGUAUUGAGUUCAUGAAACAUUUUUUGGAGGGUUUUAAAUUUCAUUCAGGGUCACUUUUCAAUUACUUUUUAGUUUUGCUUGUUUUUCUAGAAGAAAAAUAAAUUCUUAAUAAUGUCAGAAAGUAAACACUGCUUGGACUUAAUUGAUAUUUAUAGAACAUUCCAUCCAAAAGCAGCAGGAUACACAUUCUUCUCAAGUGCACAUGGAACAUUCUCCAGGAUAGAUCACAUGCUGGGCCACAAAGCAAACCUUGGUAAAUUUAAGAAAAUUGAAAUCAUAUCAAGCAUCCUUUCCAACCACACUGCUAUGAGAUUAGAAAUCAACUACGAGGAAAAAACUGUAGAAAACACAAACAUGGGACUUCCCUGGUGGUGCAGUGGUUAAGAAUCUGCCUGCCAAUGCAGAGGACAUGGGUUCAAGCCCUGGUCCGGGAAGAUCCCACAUGCUGUGGAGCAACUAAGCCCAUGUGCCACAACUACUAAGCCUGCAUUCUAGAGCCCAUGAGCCACAACUACUGAGUCUGUGUGCCACAACUACUGAAGCCCGAUCACCUAGAGCCAGUGCUCUGCAACAAGAGAAGCCACCACAAUGAGAAGCCUGUGCACUGCAACGAAGAGUAGCCCCUGCUCACUGCAACUAGAGAAGGCCUGCAUGAAGCAAUGAAGACCCAACACAGCCAAAAAUAAAUAAAUAAAUAAGUAAAUAUUUGGAAAAAAAACCCCACAAACAUGUGGAGGUUGAACAAUGUUACUAAACAACCAAUGGAUCACCUAAGAAAGAGGAAAUAAAAAAAUACUUAGAGACAAAUGAAAACAAAAACAUGACAAUACAAAACCUUUGGGAUACAGCAAAAGCAAUUCUAAGAGGGAAGUUUAUGCCAAUACAAUCUUACCUCAGGAAAUGAAAAAUCUCAACUAAACAACAUAACCUUACACCUAAAGCAACUAGAGAGAAAAGAACAAACAAAACCCAAAGUUAGUGGAAGGAAAGAAAUCAUAAAGAUCAGAGCAGAAAUAAAUAGAGAUGAACAAAACAAUAGAAAAGAUAAGUGAAACUAAAAUCUUGUUCUUUGAAAGGAUAAACAAAAUUGAUAAACCUUUAGAUUCAUCAAGAAAAAAGGGAAAGGGCUCAAAUCAAUAAAAUUAGAAGUGAAAAAGGAGAAGUUACAACUGACACCACAGAAAUACAAAGGAAUCAUAAGAGACUACUACAAGCAACUAUAUGCCAAUGAAAUGGACAACCUGGAAGAAAUGCCCAAAUUCUUAGAAAGGUACAAUCUUUCAAGACUAAACCAUGAAGAACAGACCAAUCACAGACCAAUAUGAACAGACCAAUCACAAGUACUGAAAUUGAAACUGUGAUUAAAAAACUUCCGACAAACAAAAGUGCAGGACCAGAUGAAUUCUAUCUAUCACAGGUGAAUUCUGUCAAACACUUAGAAAAGAGUUAACACUUAUCCUUCUGAAACUAUUCCAAAAAAUUACAGAGGCAGGAAAACUCCCAAACUCAUUCUGUGAGGCCACCAUCGCCCUGAUACCAAAACAAGACAGAGAUACUACAAAAAAAGAGAAAAUUACAGGUCAAUAUCAUUGAUGAACAUAAAUACAAAAAUCCUCAACAAAAUACUGGCAAACCUAAUCCAACAAUACGUUAAAGGGUUCAUACACCAUGGUCAAGUGGGAUUUAUCCUAGGGAUGCAAGGAUUUUUCAAUAUCCUCAAAUCAAUUAGUGUGGUACACCACAUCAACAAACUGCAGAAUAAAAACCAUGUGAUCAUCUCACAAUAGAUGCAGAAAAAGCUUUCAACAAAAUUCAACACCCAUUUAUGAUAAAAACUCUCCAGAAAAUGGGCAUAGAGGGAACCUACCUCAACAUAAUACAGGCCAUAUAUGACAAACCCACAGCUAACAUCAUCCUUAGUGGUGAUAAGCUGGCCGCAUUUCCUCUAAGAUCAGUGAGAUCAGGCUGACAGAAUUUCCUCUAAGAUCAGGAACAAGACAAGGAUGUUCACUGUCACCACUUGUAUUCAACAUAGUUUUGGAAGUCCUAGCCAUGGCAAUCAGAGAAGAAAAAAACCCCCCAAAACCAAAGAAAUCCAAAUUGGAAAAGAAGUGAAACUGUCACUGUUUACAGAAAAUCCUAAAGAUGCUACCAGAAAACUACUAGAGUUCCUCAAUGAAUUUGGUAAGAUUGCAGGAUACAAAAUUAAUACACAGAAAUCUGUUGCAUCUCUAUACACUAACAAUGAAAGAUUGGAAAGAGAAAUUAAGGAAACAAUCCCAUUUACCAUUGCAUCAAAAUAAUAAAAUACCUAGGAGACAAAAGGCCUGUACUCUGAAAACUAUAAGAUGCUGAUGAAAGAAAUGGAAUAUGAUACAAACAGAUGGAAAGAUAUACUGUGUUCUUGGAUUGGAAAAAUCAGUAUUGUCAAAAUGGCUAUACUACCCAAGGCAGCUACAGAUUCAUUGCAAUCCUUGUCAAAUUACCAAUGGAAUUUUUCAUGGAACUAGAACAAAAAUUUUAGAAUUUGUAUGGAAACACAAAAAACCCCUAAUAGCCAAAGUAAUUCUGAGAAAGAAAAAUGGGGCUGGAGGAACCAGGCUCCCUGACUUCAAACUAUACUACAAAGCUGCAGUAAUCAAAACAGUAUGGUGCUGGCACAAAAACAGAAAUAUAGAUUAAUGGAACAAGAUAGAAUGCCUAGAAAUAAACCCAUGCACCUAUGGUCAAUUGAUCUAUGACGAAGAUGGAAAGAAUAUACAAUGGAGAAAAGACAGUCUCUUCAAUAACUGGUGCUGGGAAAACAGCUACAUGUAAAAGAAUGAAAUUAGAACAUUCUCUAACACUAUACACAAAAAUAAAAUGGAUUAAAGGCCUAAAUGUAAGACCAGAUACUAUAAAACUCUUAGAGGAAAACAUAGGUGGAACACUCUGACAUAAAUUAUAGAAAUAUCUUUUUGUAUCCACCUCCUAGAGUAAUGAAAAUAAAAACAAAAAUACACAAAUGGGGCCUUAUUAAACUUAAAAGCCUUUUCACAGCAAAGGAAAUCAUAAACAAAAUGAAAAGACAACCCACAGAAAGGGAGAAUAUCUUUGCAAACAAAGUGACCGACAAGGGAUUAAUCUCCAGAAUAUACAAAUAGCUCAUGCAGCUCAAUAUCAAAAAAACAAAAACAACCCAAUCAAAAAAUUGGCAGAAGAUCUAAACAGACAUUUCUCCAAAGAAGACAUACAGAUGGCCAAAAAAACAUGAAAAGAUGCCCAACUUUGCUAAUUAUUAGAGAAACGCAAAUAAAAGCUACAAUGAGGUAUCACCUCACACUGGUCAGAAUGGCCAUCAUCAAAAAGUCUACAAACAAUAAAUGCUGGAGAGGGUGUGGAGAAAGGGGAACCCUCCUAUGCUGUUGGUGGGAAUGUAAAUUGGUACAACCACUAUGGAGGACAGUGUGGAAGUUUCCUUAAAAAACUAAAAAAAUUAAUAGAACUACCAUAUGAUCUAGCAAUCCCACUCCUGGGCAUAUAUCUGGAGAAAACCAUAAUUCAAAAAGAUACAUGCACCCCAGUGUUCAUUGCAGCACUGUUUACAAUAGCCAAGACAUGGAAGCAGCCUAAAUGUCCAUUGACAGAGGAAUGGAUAAAGAAGAUGUGGUAAAUAUAUACAGUGCAAUGUUCCUCAGCCAUAAAAAAGAAUGAGAUAAUGCCAUUUGCAGCAACAUGGAUGGACCUAUAGAUUAUACUAAGUGAAGUAAAUUGGACAGAGAAAGACAAUGAUAUCACUUAUAUGUGGACUCUAAAAAGAUGAUACAAAUGAACUUAUAUACAAAACAGAAAGACUCAUUGUUUUCAAAAACAAAUUUAUGGUUACCAAAGGAGAAAGGUGGGGGGAGGGAUAAAUUAGGAAUUUGGGAUUAAGAGAUACACACUACUUUAUAUAAAAUAGAUAAUCAACAAAGACCUACUCUCUAGCACAGGGGACUAUACUCAGUGUUCUGUAAUAAUCUAUAUGCAAAAAGAAUCUGAAAAAGAAUGGAUAUAUGUACAUAUAUAACUGAACCACUUUGCUAUACACCUGAAACUAAUACAACAUUGUAAAUCAACUAUACCCCAAUAUAAAAUAAAAAUUAAAUUAGAAAAUAAAAAUUAAAAGAAAGUAACUACUGCUCAUGAUUGUGAAAAUUUUUUUAAUAUUAUUUCCAGAUUUUCUACAAAUAAAUAUUUGUUUACUAAGUAAAAUAUUUUUACUGAAAUGGUUCUUUGAAAAGCAUGCUGAUUUAUUAUAUAUAAGCUUUAAAAUUUUUUUGAGGUAUACUUUUCACAUAAUAAAAUUCUCCAAUUAUCAGUGUCGAAUUCAAUGAGUUUUGAAAGCAUACAUAUAUAUCUACCACCAUAAUCAUGAUAUAGAACAUUUCCUUCAUCCCCCAAAAUUGAUAUGUCCUUUUGCAGUCAGUCCCAUCCUCCCACCCUUGGCCCUUGGCAAAUGAUUUGUUUUGUAUCAUUAGUUUUGCUUUCUUAGAAUUUCAUAUAAAUGGAAUCAUAGAAUAUUUAAUCUAUUGUGUUUGGCCUUUCACUUACAGUUUUGAGAAAAGAGUUUAUUUAUAGAUUUUCUACAAAUAUUUAUCUACUAAGUAAAAUGUUACAUUGAAAUGAUUAUCUGUCAAGUUUGCCAAUUUAUUUACUGAUUUUGCCAAAUAAAAUUGUUAUUUUUGAA
Messenger RNA from Orcinus orca (killer whale), 7022 nucleotides. It is a transcript of the gene METTL4, whose product is annotated as methyltransferase 4, N6-adenosine. Gene Ontology annotation, cellular component: nucleus; RNA N6-methyladenosine methyltransferase complex; cytosol. Gene Ontology annotation, molecular function: site-specific DNA-methyltransferase (adenine-specific) activity; RNA methyltransferase activity; nucleic acid binding. The record is from RefSeq and is a predicted model, not a curated record. The transcript has 9 exons. Bases 244 to 1656 code for a protein of 470 amino acids. NCBI's taxonomy places the organism in Eukaryota, Metazoa, Chordata, Mammalia, Artiodactyla, Delphinidae.